AUGCUCUUGAUUUUUCCAGCAAUCGCAACCAUACUCGCAACAACCCAGCAAUCGCCACCAGACUCGCAACCAUUCUCGCAACAACUUAACCGAGCAAGAAAUUCUACACACUUCUCCAAGAUCAAUAUCAACAUGCAUCACUUUCCCGAGUACCGCAAGUGCUCUAACAUGAUCGUGGAUUCCCGCAAGAAAAGUGCAUCUAUCGCUUUGGAAGGUUCAGACGACGGCAGUGUCCACGACAAGGUCUAUCAUCUACAAGAGAACGGCGCUCUUGAGAAUAACGACAUGGAGCUGAAGUUUAAACUGGACAAUGACAUUGGACCGGAUGCUCAGUUUUGGACUGAUGACCGAGUCAAGAUUCAGAAGAUGGUCGAGACGAUUCCUUGCCCCCAAGACGGCGAUCCGCACCUCUGGUGCGCCAAAAUCAUGUAUGCCCUGAUCAAGAACAAACUAAUCGACACGAAGCUUCUGAAUACGUCCAAGCAAGCACCAGACCUUUGGUACGGACAUCUUAUUCGGCUCAUGCACCCCCAAACGGAGACUAGCUAG
Molecule: messenger RNA, 549 nt
Organism: Cordyceps militaris CM01
Lineage: Eukaryota; Fungi; Ascomycota; Sordariomycetes; Hypocreales; Cordycipitaceae
Exons: 1
Coding region: 1-549 (182 amino acids)
Source: RefSeq, a predicted model, not a curated record